Messenger RNA from Torulaspora globosa, 2823 nucleotides. RefSeq names its product putative serine/threonine protein kinase KSP1 (gene KSP1). Gene Ontology annotation, biological process: autophagy; autophagosome organization; protein autophosphorylation. The transcript has a single exon. The record is from RefSeq and is a predicted model, not a curated record. The coding region runs from base 1 to 2823 and encodes 940 amino acids. Gene Ontology annotation, cellular component: cytoplasm; autophagosome. NCBI's taxonomy places the organism in Eukaryota, Fungi, Ascomycota, Saccharomycetes, Saccharomycetales, Saccharomycetaceae. Gene Ontology annotation, molecular function: protein serine/threonine kinase activity; ATP binding.
AUGAGUUUGGAUUAUGAAGUUUACAAGGAAGGUGGAUUGCUAAAUGAUAGGUAUCAGAAAAUUGAAGACAUCAGCGAGGGAUCGUACGGGUAUGUGUCGCUAGCCAAGGACAUCGAGCGUAAGAAAUUGGUGGCGGUCAAAUUCAUCUUUAAGCUGGAGAAAGAGCCAUCAGUGGACGAAGACGGAGCAGCUGGGGAGGAAGAGGGUGCACGUGACUGCGAUGAUGUGGUUAAGAGUGCCAACAGCAGCGUGGAGAAGCGAGUGCAGUUGGCGAAGCAUCGCGAGUCAAUGAUCUCGUCUAAUGUUAGGUCGCGGCUUUCGGAAAACAUCUGUUUUGAAGCGGCUUAUGAGAUCGAAAUCCAGAGAAUGAUCGGCAACGAGCAUCGGAACGUUGUGAAGUUGCUGGACUUUUUCGAUUCAUACAUCAUCUUGGAAUACUGCUCUGGCGGAGAUCUGUACGAAGCGAUUAAGGGUGACCUUAUCCCGAGGAAGACGAGGGAAAUUACACAUAUCUUGACUCAGAUCAUUGAAGCAAUUCAAUAUGUGCACUCUAAGGGGAUUUAUCACCGUGAUGUCAAACCUGAGAACAUUUUGAUCUCGAACCUUUUCGAUUGGACCAUAAAGCUCAGUGAUUGGGGGUUGGCCACUACGCAUCCGACGUCUCUGGAUCGAAGUGUAGGCAGUGAGCGCUACAUGGCGCCCGAGCUGUUUGAAAGCAAUUUGGAUCUUGCAGAGAGGAAAGAGCCUUACCAGUGUGACAAGGUGGACGUGUGGUCGAUUGGUAUCGUCUUUCUUAACAUUGUGUUUUCUAAGAAUCCAUUCAGUGUGGCCAAUCAGACAGAUAAAGCGUUCUGUUACUUUGCUGCCAACCGAGAGGCGUUGUUUGACGUUUUUUCUACUAUGAGUCUCGAUUUCUUCCAAGUUUUGAGAUACAGUCUCACGAUAGAUCCGGCAAACAGGGAUCUCAAGAAGAUGAGACGAGAGCUUGACAACCUUUCGGAGUACACUCUGGAUGAUGAGUAUUACAACUCCCUACAGGACAAUGAUGUGGCGAUAUAUGAUGAGGAACCUCGCCAUGCCCCAGCGUAUGUGCCACCAUCAUCUGCUCCGGCUCCAGUCUCCUUACCCACCCCGCCAUCGUCUUCGACUGGUAAAAAUGGAAAAAGGCUUCAAUCUGCAAGCUCCAGUAUUCCCAAACAGACCGACUCAUUUGUCCACGCAGAGCAGAAUAUUGUUGAUAAGAAAUCAUCUCCAAUUGCAGCUUCAACUACUAAUGGUAAGACUGAGGAAAAAGAAAAAGAAAGGGCUAGGUCUGUGCCUAAAUUCAAGUUUAGAAAGCGCAGUCAUGUUCAAAGGAAUGAUUCGCCUAAUCAGAAUCAGCCCCAUAGUUAUGCCAAUGGAAAAACUAUUAAGAAUCGCAAUUACAACCAUUACAACAAUUUCAGUCAUUUCGGUAACAAUUACAAUUAUAACCAAAAAAAUUACUUCUUCAAUGGCGCAGAUAAGCCAAAAAUUGUAAAGCAUUCGAGAAAACCACUAGGAAUUCCAACUCCUAAUACCUACAUUAACAAUUAUUUUAAUGAUUAUCAUAAGAACAAGGAGCAACAUGGCUCAGAAAGCAACGAUUACAACGGUUUUAACACAAGAGAUUUUUUUACUCCACCUAGUGUUAAUAACAGGUACAUGGAGGGAAUUUUCAGCCACAAUUAUGUGAAUAAACACAACAACAACAACAACAACAACAACAACAGCAGCAACAAUAAUAAUAACAAUAAUAAUACUAAUAAGAAUCAUUAUUUCCCACAGUUUGGGACCAGUGGUUCCAAAGGUAAGCAACCGCGGAGACCUAGUUCAGGCAAUCGGGUUGCCGCUCCCAAAACGAAAAAUCCGAACACAUCUACCACUUCAACCUCAGUACCAGCGUACCAUUCGCCGGGCAAAUACAUUCCUCCGAAUGUUAGAAACCAUUACACCAACCAAUAUCAGUCGCAUGUUCCUAAUAUUUCAGCCGUUUUAGACACACACACAUAUCACGAGCAAUAUGCCAACGCUGAUAACGGGAAGAAUGAAACCACUAGUAAAGGCGAUUUAGAUGAUGUCCUCUUUACCCUGGAGGAAAGUGAUGAUUUUCUACGUGACAUCAAUGACUUGUCCUUGCAUGACGCACCUGUUUCUUCUCAUGGCACUGAUCUACAUGGCGCGCUCCAAAACGAUUUACCAGAUCUGUUAAAAUCUCCCGAACCACCCAGGCUACAGCUCACGGGCGCAGAGAAUCCGUUUGCCGCCCAGAUACUCAACGGCGGCAAUGAUGGCAAGCCGUUGGUUGCAAACCAGCAUCUUAACGCAGGAACUUCUGAACACAAGUAUAAGCCAGGCAUCUACGUACCACCUCAUCAUCGCAAAAGCUUCUCAUCUACCACAGCUGCUAAUGAGGUUACACUAUCUGUCGGACAAAACAUGUACGAUUAUUCGGCACUAUCAGAUUCCCGACGCCCAUCGGCCUCUAUUCAACAAUACCAGGCACCAUUUAUGCCAAGUUUGAAGAAUCACUCUACCACAACGACGGCUUUACAAGACAAAGAUGUCUUUGCUCAAACAGAUAACGAUGCCAUUAUAUUUUCGGAAGAUGAAAGUGAUGACAAUGGUGAAGACUCUCGCGGCAUGAAAACGGUGUUUGGGCCCUAUACAAUAUACAACAACGGGGAAAUGUCUUAUAACACCGUUCGUGCUGGAAGAAAAUCGAGUACUGUUCAAAGCGAGGCAGUUGGCUCAUUGGAGCAAUACAAAAAUAACUGGCUUAUGUUACAACAGCAACAGGAUUGA